Molecule: messenger RNA, 850 nt
Organism: Olea europaea var. sylvestris
Lineage: Eukaryota; Viridiplantae; Streptophyta; Magnoliopsida; Lamiales; Oleaceae
Product: glucan endo-1,3-beta-glucosidase 4-like
Exons: 3
Coding region: 228-578 (116 amino acids)
Source: RefSeq, a predicted model, not a curated record
AUUAAAUUUCAUUUUGUUCCUAUUGCUACUAAUCUUUUUGGUGAACAGUAUUCACUUUGUAAAGAAAGGAUAUUACUGGUAUUACAAGUGGAUUACAUCUGAAGCUGUUGUUCUUGGAUCUGGAGAAGGUUUAUAUAUUUCUUGCUGUGUGCAAAGACUCUGUAAAAAUCCAGGAACUUCUUGGUGUCAUCCUUCUAAAGUCUACGAGUUGAUACAAGUUCAGGUCGAUGCCGUCAGCCGUGAUGAAGAUUCUAUUAGCUUUGAUCUUCUUCUUAUCUUUAUCGUGGAAUUCUGAGGGACAGUUCGCGGACUGGUGCAUAGCAGAUGAGCAAACACCAGAUGAUGAACUGCAGAGGGCUCUUGGUUGGGCCUGUAGCAAUGGUGCAGAGUGCAGUAAGAUACAGGCAAACCAAGCUUGCCAUAUUCCAAAUACAGUAAAGGAUCAUGCUUCUUAUGCAUUCAAUAGCUACUAUCAGAAGUUCAAGCAUAAAGGAGGAAGUUGCUACUUCAAUUCUGCUGCAAUUUUAACCGCUGAAAAUCCAAGUCAUGGUUCGUGCAAGUUUGAGUAUCUUCCCUGAUCACCAAUUCUUGAACCGGGCGGGGCUUCUUGUCUUGUCCCAAGAAUGUUUUGAUUUUUAUGUAAAAGCAUUAGCAAAACUCUCAUACUAAAUUCCCGAUUAAUAUAUCAUGAAUUCUGAGUAUAAGCUCAGUCGAAUGUUAGUUGUUAAAUAUUAUUUUCCCACUAUUAAAAAAAUUGCUGAUAAAAACCAGGCAGGAUUUCAAGCCAUUUGCGCCCUAAAUCUUGAACGUAACUAAGCAGAAAUACCAAUAAUAGAAUCAUUUUAUGUGA